Arabidopsis arenosa is the source of this 619-nucleotide messenger RNA. The record is from the annotation of a GenBank genome assembly. Lineage: Eukaryota; Viridiplantae; Streptophyta; Magnoliopsida; Brassicales; Brassicaceae.
CUCACCAGAAACUUCACACAUUUCGAAAGAGAAUCCCACAAGAUCAAUCUAGAGAGACCAAAAGAGAUCGGAAGAGAUGGCUUCUACCUCCGCGAUGUCAUUGGUCACGCCACUUAACCAGACCCGUUCGUCGCCUUUCCUCAAGCCAUUACCUCUGAAACCAUCCAAGGCUUUGGUUGCAACUGGAGGCAGAGCACAGAGGCUUCAAGUUAAGGCGCUCAAGAUGGACAAGGCUUUAACCGGAAUCUCCGCAGCUGCUCUUACCGCUUCGAUGGUGAUCCCGGAGAUAGCUGAAGCUGCUGGUUCUGGAAUCUCUCCUUCCCUCAAGAAUUUCUUGCUUAGCAUUGCUUCUGGUGGCCUUGUCCUCACCGUCAUCAUUGGUGUCGUCAUCGGCGUCUCCAACUUUGACCCUGUCAAGAGAACCUAAGAACUACAUAUCUUUCUUACAUCAUUAUUGUAAUCUGUUCUCCUUCUGUGUAUUCGUUUAAUGUUGCAGCAAUGAACUUUUGGAUAAAAGUAAAACUUGUUGUUUCUUGAAUUCGAAAGAAAAACGAAUGAGAUUUGAAAUCAUAAAGCUAAGCUUCAUUGAAUCAAGAUUCAAUAGAAUUCAUCAAUUCAU